This is a messenger RNA of Vicia faba (fava bean), 489 nucleotides long. The record is from the annotation of a GenBank genome assembly. NCBI's taxonomy places the organism in Eukaryota, Viridiplantae, Streptophyta, Magnoliopsida, Fabales, Fabaceae.
AUGGGAAGAGGAAAGUUCAAGAGCAAACCCACCGGUCGCCGUCAGUUUUCCACCCAGGAAGACCUCCUUGCUGGAACCACUAGCCGUCCUCGAACUUUUAGACAGAAAGAAGCUGAGCAUGAAGAGGUACCUGAGGAAGUAUCCGGGGAUGAAUCUGGAGAACAAUCUGAUGAAGAAACUAGAAAGAAAAAAGGUACUCAAGGGAUUAUUGAGAUUGAAAAUCCUAACUUGGUAAAGCCAAAGAACAUGAAAGCUAGAGAUGUUGAUGUUGAAAAGACAACCGAACUUUCAAGGCGUGAAAGAGAGGAGAUAGAGAAGCAGAAAGCUCAUGAACGCUAUAUGAGGCUGCAAGAGCAAGGAAAAACAGAUCAAUCAAAGAAAGAUUUAGAACGAUUAGCUCAUAUACGUCAACAAAGAGCAGAAGCUGCUAAAAAGAGGAAUGAAGAGAAAGCUGCCAAAGAGCAGAAGAAGGCUGAAGUACGCAAGUGA